GCUCUCCGUACAUCCCGACGGCCGCUGAACCGCCGGGCCGGCCGCCCAAUGAGACCUCGUCGCAGAGCCAGCUGCCCGAGUUCGUGACGUCACCCGAGGCCCGGGAGGUGACGAGUCGCACCAACCAGCCGGCGCACCUGCACUGCCAGGUGGCCAACCUGGGAGACAGAUCGGUGUCGUGGCUGCGGGCGCGGGACCUGCACAUCCUCACCACCGGCCUCUUCACCUUCACCACGGACAAGCGGUUCGUGGCGUUCAACACGGGCACGACGUGGACGCUGAAGCUGCUGGCGCCGCGGGUGAACGACUCGGGCGCCUACCUGUGCCAAGUCAGCACCGAGCCGCGCAUCAGCCAGUCGUUCACGCUCAUCGUCAAAGAGUCUCGGGCCUACAUCGCCAGCAACCGGGAGCUAUUCGUCAAGGCGGGCAGCUCCAUCAGCCUGUCGUGCACGCUGACACAUAACAUCAGCCAGCUGUACUGGCUGCACAACGGCUCAGUCAUACACUACACCGCCUGGUCCCAGGAGGACCAGCCGGUGGGUCUGGGUCGGGUGGUGGCCACCACAGCCGGCCGCACCAGCAGCCUGCUCGUCUCUCGGGCCGGCCUCACCGACUCUGGCCAGUAUACGUGUCAGCCCACAGACGCCGAGGCCGACCACGUGAUGGUGCACGUGCUGACAGGAGAACACCCGGCGGCCAUGCAGCACGGCUCUGCGAGUCCGGCGCGCUCAGCGGUCUUACUGACGUCAGCCCUACUGAUGACGACUGCCGUCUGCGUCAGAUGAUAACCAGUCGCAUCAGCCGACCCCUGGCCGGUCGGAGGUGUGCGGAACUCAGUGACACCCGGCGGAACUGAGCGGCGGCCGCCGGGAUCAGCCCUGAACUACUUGACGCCCCCCAUGAGGGAGGGAGGGGAAGUCGCAGCAAGUGCUUCUGGGCGGAGAACUUCGGAGUGUGCCCGGUGACCGAGUGAACUUGGCGACAUACCUCGCCGGCAAUGGGAGCCAAAACAGGCGCUGAGCUGGCCGCGCGGCCGCGCCGCUGCAGGAUACCUUGUGACAUGCCGGGUGGGCGAGCCGCUUCCAUCGAGUGGCGGAAGUUGAGCGGUGCCGGGUCCUUGGACAGACAGACGGCGGCCCGCCAGCGCGCCCCCGGGCCCCGGCCGCACAGUGUCACAGUGUCACAGUGCCACAGUGUCACAGUGUUUGUGUCACAGUGUCACAGUGUUUGUGUCACAGUGUCACACCCAGUGAUGUCACAGGACCCGCUGGCCCUGUUCUGGUGACGUCAGAUGACGUGACGUCAGAGCUUUGAUGUGACUGUCACCGUGUUGUGAUGUGAGCCAAGUGUUAUCACGUCAACAGCAGCGUCUGAGUGUCCUGGGGUCUUAGAAAGGAGCCAUAACCUGUUGAUGAGGUAGCGGGUUCGCAGGCCGCUGUUUGUUGUAGAGUCUGCUCGGCUACCCGAUGAGACAGCCAUUACGGAAAGCCGUGUGUGCUCUCGAUCACAGUUUUUCAGGUGAUCUGCUGUUGAUGAUCAGCAAUGUUGAUGGGGUACUGAUGCUUGGAUGUUUUUGAACGCAAAUGGUUCAAUGACGUCUGUAAGUGGUGCCAAAGUCGAAGACAUUUCUGUACUGAAGUUUGUCAUUUAUGAAGUUAUUAUCCUAUUUUAACUCAUACCAACCUGUUAUAUCAACUGGGCAUCAUAUUUACAUACUUAACUAUAACAUCUUCGGAGUAUUCGCUAAUUGUUAUCUUUACAAUCGUCGCAAAAUCGUUAAUCGUUAAUCGCUAGUCUUUAAAUCGUUAGUAAGUAAGAGUUAGACACAUUUUUGCAUAUUCGUCUUUCGCACUUACUAACGAUUUAACGAAUGACGACUAGCAAUUAACGAUGAACGAUUUUAAGAAGAUUGUAUGGUAACGAUUAACGAAAGGUCUUUGCUGCCUUCAUACUUUCAUCUUAGGAAUAUGCUAGGCAUAUUAUAUUUGCCGCCUCUGUGCGUUAACCAAUUAUGAGAAGAUCUUGCCUGACAUUUUUUUAAAGCUUUUUUAUUUAUUUAUGUCACCGAUGUGAAAUGUUCGUUGAUGCUAGUCAGCAAUGCCCCCGCAUUUUUUACCGUUUCGCUUUCAUUGCGGGCUAGAUUUAGGCGAACGUUUCACAGUGACGUCAUGUCAUAAGCAGAGGAGAGGUGCGAAAAGAGCAAUGAUUGGAUGCGACAACCGUCGUAGACAUUUAACUUUGGAGAACAUGCUACACACCAUUAUAGGAUCAUUGACCCAACCAUUAUAGGGAUCAGUGCCCUCUGUGAGCUGCAUGACCGGUAUUGGGGGCAGUGUUUUCCUUAGGCUAUCAUGUAUGAGCAGCUCUAUGAGUGUGAGUAACUGAGCACGUCGCUAAAAAUGUGCUGCUUCGCGUGAACUGUCGAAGUGCAACAUCAUGUCUGUCGUGUUUGCAUUGAAAAUAAACCUUUUGCAAAUAA
Molecule: messenger RNA, 2479 nt
Organism: Amphibalanus amphitrite
Lineage: Eukaryota; Metazoa; Arthropoda; Thecostraca; Balanomorpha; Balanidae
Product: obscurin-like protein 1
Exons: 5
Biological process (GO): synapse organization
Cellular component (GO): neuron projection membrane
Source: RefSeq, a predicted model, not a curated record